UGGGUUUAAAAAAAACCUUACAUCGUUCUUUCCGGAUUUGCAAGAUUGAACUUUCCUAAUACAAUAAGGCGGAGUUUCUCAAAGCUUGCAAUUUGACAAAAAAAGUUCCGAAACAAGAAGCAAAAAAAACCCCCACAAUACCGGAGAGGUUCGCUGGAUUGGAGUUAAACUUCACUGUUUCUCGAAGAAUAUUGUUUCUCUGCCGUCCCUACACCGCCCCCACCACGACGAUUGGAACAUCUUUGUACUCGGCUCGCUGGGAAGUUUCUUGAGCCUGCGCUGAAGUGACGCUCCCUGGGGUGAGGUGGACGCGCUCCCGGAGACAGCAUCGGCUGACACUGAGUUCAGUUUACCGUGUAAGUGUGGUAGAAUUUGGAGACUCCUAGCCUCAUGUAGCAUAGAUUUUGUCCGUCUGUCCAGGAAAGAGUCUGACAUCGCACUCUUCACAAAAUAAUAUUUAUUUCCUAAGUAGGGAAGAAACCUGACUCAGUUUAGGCGGCUAUUCUUGGCACUUGGCAGGUGUAGUCUUUGUACCAGGGUGGAUGAGGUAGUGUUAGAGAGCUCAAAGGAGUUGGUGUCUGAGGAAAAAGUGUUGACUCUGGGCCAUUCUGCUAUUGACGCCUUGUGUUCACUUUGUCAAUCUGCAAACGAUAUCAACGAACUCACUGAAUCAACCAGUCGUGUGAAUGUCCAAACAUGAAAAUACGCUCACUCUGCUCGUGCUUCAUGCGAACUCCGAAGGUGAGCUUGCAACCAUUAGAUUGGAAUGGAGAAGAUAGGGGCUAUUAAUGGAGAUGAAGCUAAACGCAACUCAGCAACUCUUGUACUGCACCGGGCAAAAAUGCCAGCCAGCAUCAUCAUCUCUACGGUGCUGUUCAUAGCAGAAAUUGUAGCUGGUGGCAUUCUCUGUGCCUUGUACAGCCGCUGGGGUGAUUCAUAUUGGCUGGGACUAACUAUUGUCUUCAUGUUGGUACCAUCUGUGCUGGUGCAGUUUGCAUUGAUCUUAAUCCAUCGGGAACUGGGCAUGAACAGGCCAUUCAUAUUACUGCUUCAUCUACUGCAGAUGGGACCUAUCAUCAGGUGUCUAGAAGCUAUUAUUGUGUUCUGCAAAUCUGGGAAACAUGAAGAGCCAUAUGUCAGCAUCAGCCGGAAAAAAAGAUUCCAUCGUGGCCAAUCAAAUGAAUUUGAAAAAGAAGUGGGCCAUUCGACGAGAAAGUUGACUAUCCACCGUAAUGCCUUUCAGCGGGCAUCUGUCAUUCAAGCCUUCAUGGGGUCCACCCCUCAGCUCAUCCUCCAGCUGUAUAUAAGUGUAAUGCAGAAGUACAAUCCGCCAGCACGGGUUGCUCUGAUGUUGAUGUCAUUGCUGUCAGUUACCUAUGGAGCCCUGGUAUGUAACAUCCUCUCCAUCCAGAUCAAGUAUGAUGACUACAAGAUUCAACUCAGGCCAGUUGGUUACAUAUGCAUCAUCCUGUGGCGCAUCUUGGAAAUUGCUACUCGAGUCAUAGUAUUGGUGCUGUUCAGCACAGCAUUGAAGGAGUGGGUGUUUGCCGUGGUCUCCAUGGACUUCCUGGUCCUCUUCUUCCUCCCUUGGGCUGAGUUCUGGUAUAGCCGCUCACCCUUCCCUGAAAACAUUGAAAAGAACUACAAACGGUUUGGCACAGCUGUCGUACUGUUCCUUGUUACCAUUCUGUAUGCUGGAAUUAAUGUGUUCUGCUGGUCAGCGGUCCAGCUUAUGCUCAGCAAUCGUGACUUAAUCAACAAGAAACAGAACUGGGUCAGGUUGUCUGCCUAUUACAUACUGCGGUUUGUUGAAAAUGCAGUACUCCUAGUUUUGUGGUAUUUUUUCAAAACAGAAGUGUAUGAGUACUUUUGCUCCCCUCUGCUUGUGGUUCAACUAAUUAUUUGCUACAGCCUGGCAAUCGUCUUUAUGCUCCUCUUCUAUCAGUACUGCCACCCAUGUAGGUUGCUUUUCACGCACAAUGUCGCAGACUGUCUCCAGUGCCACUGUUGGAAGGAACCUCACUUUGAAACUACAGUUGAGGAUUCAUAAUUCAGUUCAUGUGUUACGACAAGAGGUGGCUGCAUGUGAAAACGUGAUUUUGUUGCUAUUUUCAUAUCACUCCUCCUCGAAGUAGUGAAAGGUUUAACAAGCUGAUGAGUUUCAUAACAAAUACGAAUAAUGAAUUAUCUAUAUAAAAGGUCAGUGUGAUCCUGGAGUUCAAAACAUACUGCGACUACAAGCUGGAACAGAGCUUGGACGUUACUUUCUAAAUGUACACAUCAGAAGAAGGUAAAGGCUGUUUUGUGCUCACCUUUUCUGUGAAAACUGACAGCCAAAGGAGUUUGUAACUACUCUAGGAUAGUCAUUCUCCACUAAGCCGAAGUAAGAGCUAGCCAACAAACACACACCCAUUAACAACAAAAGGACCCUGGACCUUCCUGAUAUUUGGGAGUGUUAAGGCUGGAUCCACAUCAUGCAGAAAUAUGUUUGUAUUUAAUGAAAGAUUGUUUAUUCGGGAAUAGACAAAGCCAGUUUUUCUCUGAACCCACAUUUGCUUUGUGUGAGAUAGCCUAGUAACCAGCUUUAAAGGGUGAUUGUGUUUGUAUUUUUUUAAAGGCUUAAAGUUCUUUUUCAUUUGAUGUGAGUUUCAAUGUAUAUGAUUUGUGGUGGUGAAAGUAGUUUAUAUUUUGAUUUAUUGCCAAUUUUUUUUCUUUGUCUUACUCCUAAUAUUCUAUCUUUCUUCCCUUAAUAUAGACGCUUGUAGUGUUAAAAUGACAUGAAUGCCAUUGAUAUAUGUAUACUAUAUCUAAAUGACAACACUUCACGUGGCUAUGUCAGUGAAGUUGAUCUCAAAAGGCUGUCACAUUUGGUCUCAAUUCCAUACCCUGUGGCCCAUAAUUGCAUAAUUUCCAGCAGGAGUCUGAAAAUAUUACCAUAUGCACUUGUGUAAAAGUCAAGUUUCUCAAACCAAUGUUUUUAGUAAGUUCACAAAUUUUUAAAAGUUCUUUUUGCUUUAGCUCAUCAGCAUGAGCUUUGUCUAAUUAUUUUCUAGCCAGAGUGUCAGCUUCGUCAUUCUGAGCCAGGCCAUAUGGUUACAGAUUGUGGUUGAGUAUAAUUCUGCUGCUGGUGGCCCACAGUGCCUCAUGGAUGCCCACUAUUGAGUUGCUAGAUCUGUUUGAAAUCUAUUCCAUUUAGCACAGUAAUAGUGCCACACAACACCAUAAAGAGUAUCCUCAAUGUGAAGGUGGGACUUCAUCUCCACAAGGCCUGUGCAGUGGUCUCUCUUACUAAUUUUGUAAUAGUCAGAUACAUCUGCAACAGAUAGAUUGGUGAGUACAAGGUCAAGUAGGUUUUUCGCCCUUGUGUGUUCCCUCACCGCCUGCCACAGACCCAGCCUAGCAGCUCUGUCCUUUAGGACUUGACCAGCUUGGUCAGUGUUGCUACAGAGCCGUUUUUGGUGAUGCACAUUGAAGCCACCCUCAGUGCUUCCUCCAAGUGAUGUUCAACAUAGAAGGGUACUGAUUCAUCAGCUGAAGGCUAUGGUGUAAUAAGCAGGAGGUUUCCUUGCCUAUGUUUAACCUGAUGCCACGAGACUUCAUGGGGUCCAGAGUCAUCACCUCAGGUGGGUCUGUCCUCUGGCAGAAUAAGACAUACUCAGGGAUGGUGAUGUUUGUAAGGUAUGAUUUGGUGAUUCUAUGUCAGGCUGUUGCUUGACUAGUCUGUGGAACAGCUCUCCCAAUGUUGGCACAAGACCCUAGAUAUUAGUAACAAGGACUUUGCAGAAUUGUUAGGGCUGGGUUUGCGGGGUGUAUUCAUAUCUUUUUGCAGAUUUUGUCGUGGUUUGAUGCAACUGAGUGGCUUGCUUCUUAAUACCGGUUAAUUCGAGCAUAUGUGGGGAGCUGCACCCAUUCACAAAAUGGCGUACAAGCUCUCCGAUCAGUUACAGAUCAUAGUUCAUUUGAAUAAACCAAUCAUUAGUUGAUACAUUU
This is a messenger RNA of Carcharodon carcharias (great white shark), 3990 nucleotides long. It is a transcript of the gene xkrx, whose product is annotated as XK related X-linked. The record is from RefSeq and is a predicted model, not a curated record. Bases 767 to 2050 code for a protein of 427 amino acids. Lineage: Eukaryota; Metazoa; Chordata; Chondrichthyes; Lamniformes; Lamnidae. Gene Ontology annotation, cellular component: membrane. The transcript has 4 exons.